Molecule: messenger RNA, 1332 nt
Organism: Penicillium canariense
Lineage: Eukaryota; Fungi; Ascomycota; Eurotiomycetes; Eurotiales; Aspergillaceae
Product: Rieske [2Fe-2S] domain protein
Exons: 1
Coding region: 1-1332 (443 amino acids)
Molecular function (GO): 2 iron, 2 sulfur cluster binding
Source: RefSeq, a predicted model, not a curated record
AUGCAUAUCGACUGCGGGGCACUUUCAGGCUUCACCCAGACAAGAUAUGUGAUUCAUCUGUCCACCGGGAAGCGACUGGUCUUGUUUCGCUUGCCCUCCAUUGAUCCGUCCAGUUCAAAACCCAACGAAACACAGGGAUGGUCAUACUACGCAAUGGAGGCUGAGUGCCCCCAUGCCGGGGGUCCGAUGGCCGACUCACAGGUCGAUAUUGAAGACUCAGCGUACGUCGUGUCCUGCCCAUGGCAUGCCUACGACUUUAACGUCGAGACUGGAGAGUCAAGUGUGGGCAUCAAAGCCUGCACGUUCCCUGUUGAUGUGCGCGAUGGAUCCGUCACGAUAGAUUUCCCGACUGAGGACGGUUGUCAGAUCGCAUUGGGCAAGGUUGAAGCAGUGAGCGAAAAAGUCAAGCUGAAGCAUGCGCGACCAUCCGACAAGCCAGCACCUAAACAGGAAGAUCCUGGCAUGGCACAUUAUCUUGAUGACGACGCAACGCUCUGUGACUGGGCUGUUCAUAUCUUGCGCACUCCUAAUCCGGAGCACAAGAUUGAACUGACUAUUCACUUGUUCCACGUUUUUACUUCGAGAGAAGGCACAUCCUCGCCCAUGGACAUUGGAAGGGGUACGAUUACUGCUCCGGAUCAACCCCCGCGCGAGAAAAUGGUCGAAGUGAAACCAGGAGCGAUGCCGAAGAGUGGGAAAGGAGGCUCUUUGAGAAGCCGGGUUGCUAUGCUUCAUGCGUUGGCCAAUAUUGAACUUUGGGCUAUCGAUCUAGCAAUCGACAUCUGCGUUCGAUUUUCAACAUUCAAGACGGCCGAAGAGAACCCCCAGGAGCUACCCCGGGCGUAUUUCCAUGACUGGCUGAAGGUUGCAAGCGAUGAAGCGAAACAUUUCUCUCUCCUGCGUACCAGACUUGAGGAGAUGGGCUCGCAUUUUGGCGCGCUACCAGUACACCACGGUCUGUGGCAGUCUGCAACGGAAACAGCACACGACCUCCGAUCUAGAAUAAGUAUCAUCGCUUUAGUUCACGAAGCUCGAGGUCUUGAUGUCAACCCCUUGACAAUUCAAAAAUUCCGCGUUGCCAAAGACAGCGAGAGUGUCGAGGCCUUGGAAGUUAUUCACAACGAUGAAAUUACGCAUGUCACCACCGGCCAUCGGUGGUUGACUUGGAUUUGUGCCCAAGAAGGCACAGACCCGGUACGAGUCUUCCGCGAUAACGUUUCGAAACACUUCCGAGGCAGCAUUCAGGGACCAUUCAACGAGGAAGCUCGCUUGCAGGCAGGCAUGGAUCGUCGUUACUAUGGAACUACUCCAACUUCGGUUGCAGCCGCAUAA